Molecule: messenger RNA, 663 nt
Organism: Racocetra persica
Lineage: Eukaryota; Fungi; Glomeromycota; Glomeromycetes; Diversisporales; Gigasporaceae
Source: the annotation of a GenBank genome assembly
GCGGUUUUUUGUGGUUACGAAGCAGAAGCAUUAUUAACAGCCAAUUCCCCAGCAGGGAGAGCAGAAAGCCGUGUUGAUGAAGCCGGACGCGGGGCUUUGGCGGGUCCUCUGGUAGUAGCGGCAGUCAUUUUACCAACCAAUUUUCAAUCUCCCUUUAUCCAGGAUUCCAAAAUCCUUACUCCCCAACAACGAAAUCUAACUUAUCAGAUUAUUAAAAAGAAUGCGUUGGAAUAUAAAGUGAUUUUUAAAUCACCGCGAGAAAUUGAAGAAAAAAAUCCCUUACAAGCAACCAAGGAAGCUAUGGCAGAAGCCCUCGGUAGCCUACACAAUAUUCCCAAUUUGGCCUUAGUUGACGGGAAAGAAAAGAUAACUGUUCCGGGGAUUAGAACCCGCAGCAUUAUUGGCGGCGAUAGAAAGUCAAUUAACAUUGCGGCUGCUUCAAUUAUCGCUAAAGUCACACGGGACCAGAUUAUGAAAAAACUCCACCAAAAAUUUCCUCAUUACGACUGGUUUAAUAAUAAAGGUUAUCCCAACCAAACUCACUUAGCCGCUCUUUUUCGUUACGGGGUUUGUGAUUUACACCGCAAAAAUUAUGAGCCAAUUAAGAGUUUGCUUAAUCCGCAAAUUUCGCCAGAAGAAAUUGUUAAAAAAUAUAAACUUUAA